Engraulis encrasicolus (European anchovy) is the source of this 5086-nucleotide messenger RNA. RefSeq names its product oxidation resistance 1a (gene oxr1a). NCBI's taxonomy places the organism in Eukaryota, Metazoa, Chordata, Actinopteri, Clupeiformes, Engraulidae. Bases 182 to 2752 code for a protein of 856 amino acids. The transcript has 15 exons. Gene Ontology annotation, cellular component: nucleus. The record is from RefSeq and is a predicted model, not a curated record. Gene Ontology annotation, biological process: response to oxidative stress.
UGUCUUUCACUUCCUGAUUCUGCGCAUGCUGUGCAAUGGCACGUCGCAUUCUUGGCUGUUUAACUUUUUGACAGCUUUUAAAGAACUUAGCAAUGUCAAGAAUAUUGUGAAUAGACAAUAGCCCAUUGGAUACAGUGUGAACGUAUGACAACUAAACAGUUGUUCUGAGUCGUACUGCAACAUGGACUACAUUCUGUCGGUGACAGGGAGCAGCGCGCGAGCUGUCAGAGACGCAAUCUCGAGUCGAAUCUGGCCUGCAACAACAGAAGAAGUAAACGCGGCAGAGAAUUCUGUCUCUAAAGAAGACCUUUCUGCAUCAAAAGAUGACCACGCCAAAGCAGCGCUAAGAAAAGACACCGGGCAGAAGAAGAGCGCCGAGAAGAAGGAUGGACGCCGCAUGUCCUUCCAGAGACCCAAGGGGACCAUCGAAUAUUCGGUGGAAUCCCGGGAUACGCUCAACAGCAUAGCCCUGAAGUUUGACACCACGCCCAAUGAGCUGGUGCAGCUCAACAAGCUGUUCUCCAGAAAUGUGGUCGCUGGACAGGUUCUGUAUGUCCCUGACCCUGAGUAUGUGUCCAGUGCCGGCAGCUCUCCCUCCAUCAGUCCCAUCAGCCCCCUCUCUCCCACUUCCUCCGAGGCUGACUUGGAGAAGGUGACGGACUCCGAUGCCCCCCCGCGCUCCGAGGCGCACCACCCUCCCCCCGCCUUCUCGGCACUGCGGCAGUCCCGCGUGGUCUCCUCCACCUCCGAGGAGGAAGAGGCCCUCACCGAGAAGUUCCUCAAGAUCAACUGCAAGUACAUCACCGACGGCAAGGGCGUGGUCGGAGGAGUUCUGCUGGUCACGCCCAACAACAUCAUGUUCGACCCGCUGCGUACGGACCCGCUGGUGGUGGAGCGGGGGUGCGAGGAGUACGGCAUCAUGUGUCCCCUGGACGAGGUGCAGUCCGCUGCCGUCUACCGGGAGAUCAUCGACCGCAAGAUCAGCGAGAGCGUACCGCCGGAGGUGGAGGCCCAGUGGCUGGCGGUGCACCACCCUCCGGAGCUGCGUCUGCGUGAGGGAGGCUACGACAGCGCCAGCACAGCCCCGCGCAGCACCGAGGGCUCCUUCUCCGAGGACGUCUUCACCGAGUCAGAGCUGUCGCCCAUCCGCGAGGAGCUGCAGUCCAGCGAGGAGCUGCGGCUGGACGACAAGUCCUCUGGCGCCUCCUGCGAGUCCGUGCAGACCGUGGCAGCCGCCCAGGCAGGGGUGACGGCGGCGGCGACAGCCACAGGGGUCACGGCCACAGACGGUGGCGGUGAUGGGAAAGGAACAGGCAGCACCCGCGCCUCCACAAGCGGCCAGGAGGAGAGGCCCAGCGGCGGGGAGCAGAGCGACACGGACAGCCUGACUGCCCAGCCUCGCUCCUCCCUGGGCUCGGAGCAGACCAGCGAAGACCAGCAGCCUGGCACUCCGACUAACGGCAAGGACCAAGCUGAGCAGGGAGGAGGUGGCCCAUCAUCAAGGCCGGCUUCGCAGAGCUCCGCCACGGGGCCAACCGGCGGCGAGGGCCCUGGAGGCUCCAGCAGGCCGGGCAGCGUCAGGACCAGGGAUUCAGAGUCGGACGUGGAGGAGCUGAGGAAGAUGUGGAAGAGUCACACUAUGCAACAAGCCAAGGAGGAAAGGGAUACCGUGCAGCAGCAGACACAGAAGGAGGAGUCAGCAGCCAAAGCAGAAGGCCCGCCGGUGUUUAGGGAGCGCAAGAGGUCCAGGUCUCACAAGUUCCUGUGCCUUCGGGUGGGCAAACCCAUGAAGAAGACGUUUCUGUCCAACGCCAGCGCCUCCAUGCAGCAGUACGCCCAGCGCGACCGCAAGCACGAGUACUGGUUUGCCGUCCCCCAGGAGAGGACGGAGCACCUGUAUGUGUUCUUCAUCCAGUGGAGCCCAGACAUGUAUGGGGACGGUCUGGGGGGUCUAAGCCAUGAGCCGGGCUUCAUGGUGGUCAAGAAGCUGGAGGAUGCGGAGGGUGCCACAGAGGAGCAGCAGCAGCAGCAGCAGGAGCAGCAGGCCUCAACCAGCGACAACUCUGACGACACCAAGGAGUGGGAGGUAGUGUCGCUGACUGAGUACCACCGGCGAAUCGACGCCCUAAACAGUGAAGAUCUGCGCGCCCUAUGCAAACGUCUCCAGAUAACCACCAAGGAGGAGGUGAACUCGAACCAUGGAGGCUCCAUCACUGCCACCCUGGAGCCAGAGACCUUCAAGCCCAACCUGAGCGAGCCCAGCGACCUGCUGGAGGCUGACCAGAUCGAAAAGAUUGCCAAGCACCUGCCUCCCAGGACCAUCGGCUACCCGUGGACGCUGGCCUACAGCACCAGUAAGCAUGGCAUGAGCAUCAAGACCCUGUACCGGGUCAUGCAGGGCCAGGACACGCCUGUGCUGCUCGUCAUCAAGGACAGCGACGGACAGGUGUUCGGGGCGCUGGCGUCAGAGCCUUUCAAGGUCAGCGAAGGCUUCUACGGAACCGGGGAAACUUUCCUCUUCACGUUCUACCCAGAGUUCGAGGCGUACAAGUGGACAGGAGACAACCUCUUCUUCAUCAAAGGAGAUAUGGACUCCCUUGCAUUUGGUGGUGGAAGUGGGGAGUUUGGCUUGUGGCUGGACGGAGACCUUUACCACGGCCGAAGCCACUCGUGCAAGACCUUCGGCAACCCCAUGCUCUCCAAGAAGGAGGACUUUGUGGUGCAGGACAUCGAGAUCUGGGCUUUUGAGUGAACAUUUUUUUUUUUUGGCGGCGUGGUGCAAAAUUAGGGGUGGGGGUGGGUAGUUAAAGGGAGGGAGGGGCGAGACGUUCGCCAGAGGCGACACUUCUCCAGCAACUCUCCAAGCCAAACGGCAGCAACCUAAACUGCACUGCACUGCACUGCACUGCACGUCCCCCUCUGUGUCCAACGCCCUGGAGAAAGCCUGCUGUCUCGACGGAAAGCAUAACCAACCAUCAACAUGCUUUUAUUGUCGCGCAUUUCUACUACUACUCCUACUACUACUUCAUCACACAGCGCAACACAGGGCUUUUCUUCGUGCAGUUGAUGUAAGAGGUUUUUUGUUUUCGUUGUUCUUCUGUCGUAGUGUGUGUGAGCAUUUCAUUGGAGCCAUGUGCACAGCUUCAGGGAGACAUCAUGAGCCGAUGUAGGAGUUCUUUUAGGGUGGGGGGGAGGUGGGGAGGGGGGGUGCGGCCUUCAGCUCAGCCUUUUUGGCAGCCAUCUUGCAGCUCACUAUUUGGGGUGGGAGGGUGGUUUGUUAGGCAGGGUGGGGUGGGGGUUGCUGCUGUGACAUACCUGAGACAUUGUAUCGCAAUAGAUGAUGGGGGCAUGCAUCCUCCUUUCGGUGACAGACAGCAAGUUGUCAGGUUGGCACCUGCUGUGGAGGGUCGGAAGCCAAGAAGAAGAAGUAGCUGGUUGUGUCCUCCCUCCUGGAGUUUGAGGAUGUAUACCUCGGGACUUCACUUAUGUAUUUUGUGUGCCAGAGGAGGAGAAGAACACAAAGAAACAAAAACAAAAAAACCACACAUUCCCUUUGCUUUAUUGAGCGAAAAGGACCCAUCACAGGAAGAAUUGCAAAUAUUGAACGGCAAGGACACCGUGAAGUAUAGUUGUGGAAGUCUGUUGUAGAGAAAAAAAAAAGUGUUUCUAUGCUCCCGUUUUGUCUGAAGGCGCCAUAAGAAAGCGAUGAAGAAUGACCAUGAUGAUGAUGGUGGUGAUGAAGGUAAUAAUACUUAAAAAAAAGUGUCGUGAAAUUGUAGUCUUUCUGUUGUCUUACCAUCAUAGCACACAGUGUCUAAAGCACAUAACCUAGCUCUUGAGCAGAUUUACCCAUCGUUGUAACGUUCCGUUAAGUGGAUGUACAUGUGAGUCGACGCCGGCCUCUUGUGCAAGGGGCUCAAGCGCGCUGUUUCGUAGACAGUAAUGUGUUGCAAUAGAUUUUGUGGAAUAUGCAAAAUUACUGUCCCGUGACCUCAAAUAACGCAGGCAAGGGGCACUUGGGUCAAACGCCUGUUCUAUUGUCGUUCUUUCGGAGAGAACUUGUAAAGCUUUCAACGUCCUGAUAACAACUGCUUUUCUUGGGUAUCAUUUUGAAAAGCCGUGAAGAGGCGUGUUUUUUUGUUUUUCUUUCAUGAAUAUAUUAUGAAAUUAUAUAUUUAUAUAUACAUAUGAUUAUAUAUAAAUAUAUACAAUUAUAUAUGUUGCUGUUAUGUGUGACAGUGAUCUUUUCUGUGCUGAUAUUUCAGCUGUUACAAAUAUAUUGUAUAUUACCCUGUACAUUAAUGUUAAAAUAGUAGAUUUGUUCCGAUAUAGUAUAUAAAUAUAAAUAUAUAUAUAUAUAAACAAAUAUAUAUGACGUGUGGAUUGGUGGGUUGCUUCUAGCACUUUAAUCUAGUUAUAAGGCCAGGUUCUUAGGCUCUCUGUUAGCAGUAGCUGUACAGUAAAUAUCUAUUUUUUUGUUUCUUCUUUUUUUUAGUUUCUUUUUUUUCUUACCCAAGAUUCUGAAACAUAAUUGGCCGUUGUGAAUGGAAAGCAGGCUACUAAUAUAUGACUAGAGAGGGGGUGGUGGUGGAAGGUGAAGCCUCACGAGGGCUGACCCGAGAAGAGAGCUGAUGCUCGAGGUCAUUUUGAAGGUCACACUCAGGCCCUUUGGGGUAUAGCGGUGUAAAUGGUUGGGCCUGGUUUGAUACUCCUGCUCUCUAGGGCAUAGCCGUGUAAGUGGUUGGGCCUGGUUGAUAUUUUUGCUCUCUCUAAAGGCAUAGCGGAGUAAGAUUGAGUGGUCGGUCUAGUUGAGGGCAAGUUCACAGGCCUCCCUGGCAGGCUGACUACACAGGGAUGUACAUAACCUGUUCUAUCUCUUUCAGCAGCUUUCUAGCCCUCUCUGGUCUUCCACAUCAGUAUUUGUGUUCUUGUGGAGUGACCAAGUUUAACAUGAAUCAAAAAAAGAAGUCCUACUAUUACUACUACUUCUACUACUACUACUACUACUACUACUACUACUACUUCACCGGAAUACAAUGUAACAGUGAUGUAUAAAUGACAAUAAAGCCUAAAUAAAUUGUCAUAA